This is a messenger RNA of Sitodiplosis mosellana (orange wheat blossom midge), 2619 nucleotides long. RefSeq names its product trypsin-like. NCBI's taxonomy places the organism in Eukaryota, Metazoa, Arthropoda, Insecta, Diptera, Cecidomyiidae. Gene Ontology annotation, biological process: proteolysis. The transcript is spliced from 8 exons. Gene Ontology annotation, molecular function: serine-type endopeptidase activity. The record is from RefSeq and is a predicted model, not a curated record. Bases 144 to 1181 code for a protein of 345 amino acids.
AUACAUCUAACAGUUUUAUCGCAAUAAUAUCUCGUUACAACUCGGAAAGUAUGAAAAGAUUCUGCAUUUUGAUUAGUCGAUUUUUAUCUAACGCUCAGUUCAGUAGCUUCAAUUCUAAUUAGCUCCGUCGUUAAGUUGACACAAUGAUAUUGUUUGAACAUUUUAAUUGCAAAAAUAUCAUUAUAUUAUUUUUACUGCCGCUGCUGACGAUAUGUCAAGGACAGAUUCACGCACCGUAUCAAAUUGGACUUUUUCUAUUUGACAAUUAUAAUCCAAAUUUUGGCGCGAAAAACUUCCCGAUUUGCUCCGCAGCAAUUAUUCAUCCAUUAUUUUCCGUGACUACAGCCGAUUGUGUCCAUGCCCACAUCACUAAGCACAAUAUCGCUCGACCAUUUCUGCCAACAUCGAUCUAUGUAAAGUCUGGAAAUUUUUCGGAAAUAAGAGACAAUAUCAAAUAUGUGCGCGCAAUUCAUAUCCACCCGGAAUUUAAUGGUACCACAUUGAAAAAUGAUAUUGCAUUGGUACAGGUUGAAGCUUCAUUCCAAUUUGAUCAUUUAUACACUGAACGGUGGGUUGAGUUGGCAAACCUAUUUACGAGCUAUGAAAAAUGUAUUUAUAGCAUAAAUACACCAAAUGUAGGGUCAACAGAUCUCUAUCCAUUCACCGAUUUCAAGCGAACAACCGCUGUAAACAAUAGCGUUUGUUAUGGGAAUGCUUCAGAAAUUGAUAGCACCAAUAUAUGUUCAUUUUAUGAAUUUGAUCAUCCGUUCAUGUGCCAAAUUCCCGCAGAUCAGUUGAGACUUAGUCGUGAUCGCGGAACACCACUCAUUUGCGAUAAUAAAUUAGCUGGCUUACUUUCCAUUAUCAUACCUGCUAAUACAACAAACUCAACAGAUAAUUGUGCAAGAACUUUAAAGACCAAUGCAGCUUAUGUUAAUGUAGCUUUGUACGAAAAAUGGAUACAUAGCAUUAUUGGUAUAAAUUCUCCAGAACACACUGCAGAUGGAAAACCCAUCAACUUGAUACCAGCCUCACCACCAUAUCAAAAUCAUCUGACUAUUUCAAAACCAAUACGACCAGGUACAAGUACUGCACCAAUGAUAAACGGUUCAUGUUCCAUCAUGGUGAUGCUAAUUGCUUUUGUCACAUGUUUACUAGUCCGUAAAUUUUCAGCGGUUUAGUUUGGUCGUUCACAAGAUGAACUAAAGAAAAUUAGCCACGAGAUUUUAUCUCAUUUAUUUGAACUGUAGAUAAGGGUGUUCAGGUUUGGGGAGUCAAAUAAGAAUAUAUGAUUUCUACGUAGAUUUCGGCCCAAAAAAUCGGAAUCAAACAAUAAAUCGUCCUUCAUUGCUAAUAAAUUUGGAAUUUCACCGAAAUAUAACCGUUUUUAUGUGUUAGUAUUAAUUGACUCUUUGUAGCUCAAAUUGUCUAAUGUUCUAAAAAUUGGCAAUGUGAACCGAUCCUUAUGACAUUUGACAUUCACUUCAGCAGUUUUCGAAAUGUCACAGACGCCGCAUCAUUCAUUCCGAGAAAACAUACAGCGUUGUGAACACCAAGUCAACAAAUUGAAACUCUUACAUUUUAUCUUACAAUUUAAACUGGAAAUUUACACUGCAAUUUAAUUUAUCUACGAUUUUGCUGGUAUUUCAUUUCGUAUUAUUUUCGAUUUACGUGCGUUUUGUAUCGAUUUGAUCCGGAGUUCACAUUGAAUUCAAGUCGCCAAAGUUAGGACAAUGGCGAAUCGUUUCAAGCCAUCAAUACCAGCGGAGGGAGAGACGAAAGAUGAAAUUACGACGAUCAAAUGUGCGCUAAAGACAAUCAUUCGCCCACAAUACCAGCAAGCAUUGAUGAGCAAAAUAACGGAUCUGAGUUAGCAAGCCACUUCCAUUUGUGUUUUGGGCUCAUUGCUGUUCUUGUUUGAGGUGCAAAAGGCAUUCGAAUAUAGGCGUCGAGAACAAUAAUUUCGCAUUGUUUGGUGGAAGUGGAGAAGAUAAGAUCAAACUCUGCUUUGAACAAGUGCUAUGGCACAACAAUCAGCCACCAAAACCGAAGUCAAGGUAUAAACCAAGCGGAACAAAGCCACGAGGACCACGAGCAGAGCUGCCACGUAUCGAUCCUGAAUUCAAAGCAAUUGUCGAAGGUCUUGACGACUAUCAUCGUAUCGAUUGGCCCAACAACAAAGAUUUCAGCAAUGGCCUUAAGCAUUUGACAAAUCAGUACACAGAUAACGUCGUCACCAAUUUAACAACGCAUGCUAACAAACACAUCACCCAGUACUUGGUACUGAAAGUGUUCGAAUUGAACUCAAACUUGGAAGAGGAUGGAGAGAAAUUUUUGCCAAGUGACAUCGCAAGUGUUGUGAAUCUGAUCAUCAAACAAAAAGACAUCAAAGUGCCAAUUCGCGAUCCAGACAAACUCGUACGGUGUGAGGUGUUGUAUGAUAUUGUGAGAGAUUGCAAUGUGUUCCCAGAAAUCGAUCUGCAUGACCUUACAACUGACCCAAAACAUUGGUAUAAGGCCAUGCCAAUGUACCUAUCCAUGCAACGUGAGAUAGAAGAAUACCAUGCGAUGUGGCCUCAUCAACACCGAUCGAAACGGAAGAAACGAAAGUGCAAAAAG